Molecule: messenger RNA, 3117 nt
Organism: Entamoeba nuttalli P19
Lineage: Eukaryota; Evosea; Mastigamoebida; Endamoebidae
Product: protein kinase, putative
Exons: 1
Coding region: 1-3117 (1038 amino acids)
Biological process (GO): protein phosphorylation
Molecular function (GO): protein kinase activity; ATP binding; protein binding
Source: RefSeq, a predicted model, not a curated record
AUGAAUAGUCAAGAUUUUGAUUUUAAUGAAUUUGAGGAAGAUUCAGUUGAAGAAAAAAAUGAUGAUUAUAUAAUUAUUGAUGGAAAAGAACUUAACAAUAAUGAAAAAACAGUUGUCAUAAAAAAUGAAAAGCAACUUAUAGUAAUGAAAGAAACAAUCAUUGUGUCAAAAUACAUCAAUAAAACUCAAUCAUCUCAAGUUAUUACUGUUAAUGAUAUACAAAAUGAGAUGUAUUCAAUAGAGUUUCAUCCUCGUAAAUUGUUACUUCAACCUAAUGAAAUUAAAGAAUUAACUAUUUGUGUUAAACCUUUCUGUUCAUGUUAUAUAGAUUGUUCUGUUUUUAUUUUUUUGAAUUUAACCCAAUGGAAAUCUUAUGAUUUUAAAUUUACUAGUGAACCUUCAUUAUGGAUAAACCCACAGUUUAUACAGGGGUUAGACGCAAAAAAGGAACUUGGACGUGGAAGUUUUGGGAUAGUUUUUGAAGGUGUUUAUAAUUCAAUGAAAUGUGCGAUAAAACGAAUUAAUGGAUCUUUAGACUUAAUAGAAAAAGAAUUACAAAUUAUUACAUCACUUAGAAAUCCCUUUUUGAUACAGUGUUAUGGAAUGGUUUAUUAUUCAUCAACAAUUCAUAUUAUCAUGGAACUUGCUCCUUGUGGUAGUUUUGAUAAAUGUUUGAAAGAAAUGAAUUAUGAGAUUAAAAUGAAAGUUUUGAUUGAUGUUUUAAAAGGAAUUCAAUUCCUUCAUCGUAACAAUAUUAUUCAUCGUGACAUUAAACCUGCAAAUGUUGUUUUAUUUAAUACAAAAAAAGUUGUUGAUAUUAAUGCAAAGUUAACUGAUUUUGGAAGUUCUACAUUAAAAGAUGAAAGUCAUAUGACUGGUGGUGUUGGAACUAUAUCCUACAUGGCUCCUGAAGUAAUGAAAAUGGAAAUGUAUGGAUUUGAAUGUGAUAUAUAUUCAUUUGGAAUGAUGUUAUAUGAAGUUAUUUCACAAAGAGAAUUAUUUAGUGGUAUGAAAAGUUAUGAAAUUAAACAAUUCAUACUGGAAGGAAAAAGACCAAAACAAACUACUGUUAUUUCCAGUAGAAUUUAUUCAAUUAUUGAAGGGUGUUGGAGCCAAGAUCCUAAAAACAGAUGGGGUUGUGAAGAGUUAAUUGAAAAAAUACAAAAAAUAAGAAGUGGAACUAAUGAAAUGAUGGUUAGUCCAAUUCCUAAAAUUGAGAAACAUGGUUAUAUAUUAGAAGGAACUCAAUAUAUUCAGUUAAACCAAUCAACAUUAUCAUUUACAGUAAGAAAUACAUAUUAUAAUGGAAAUGAUGGGAAAAGUUGGUAUUUUAAAGGAAAAGAAAUGAAAAAGACAGGAAGAAGAAAAGAGGCGUUAGAAGCAUUUAAAAAAGGAGGAAAAAAUCUUUUGUGUAAAAAAGAGUUAAGUAAAAUAUAUAUUGAAGAAAAUAUGUACAAAGAAGCUAUAGACUUAUUAAUUGAGUGUUUAUAUGAAAAUGAUUAUGAGUCAGAAGAAUUGUUAUUAGAUUUAAUGGAUAAUUCUAUUAGAUUAAAUGAUGAACAAAUAAAUAAAUAUUUAGAAUAUUUAACUCUAAAUGGAAAUAAAGAUGCUAUGUUUGAACUUGCCAAACGGUCAAUAUAUCUCCAACCAACUAACUUAUUGAAAAGUGAAAGGUUAUUAAGACAACUUGUAAACGAACAAUACCCUGGAUCAGAAGUACAAUUAGGAUUAUUAUUGUUUAUGAUCCAAGAAGAUUCAGAAUCAAAUAAAAUGGCAUUAGAAUUAUUUAAUAAAGCCUCAAUAUGUGGAGAUGUUUAUGGUAUUAAUAACAGUGGUGUAUUUUAUUCAUUAGGAUAUGGAACAAGUAAACAAAUAAAUAAGGCAUUACACUUAUUCGACAUUGCAAGUAGUCAUGGAAGUGGAAUUGCAGAGAAUAAUAAAGGAGUAAUAUUGUUUAGUGGAAAUGAGCAUGAAAAUGAAAUAAGAGAUUGUGUUGAAGCUUUGCAAUGUUUUAUUCGGUCUUCAGAAAAGGGAUGUAAAGAGGGAAUGUUUAAUGCAUCAGUCUGCUAUUUUAAUGGAGAUGGAGUUGAGAAAGAUGACUACAAAGCUAUAGAGUAUCUUAAAAAAUCAGCUGAACUAGGAUAUGCAGAGGCAGAGUGUCUUCUUGCUAGUUGUUACAAAUAUGGAACAGGAGUUAAAAUGAGUAAUGAACUGUAUGUCCAAUGGACAUUACAAGCUGCAAAUAACGGAAGUAGUAUUGCUAUGUUUAAUGUUGGGUGUUGGUAUUAUCUUGGAGAAAAUUUUAAAGUGAAUAAGAAAGAAGCUGUAAAAUGGUACUAUAAAAGUGCUAAAGAAGGAUAUGGAAAAGCCAUGUGUAAUUUAGGAAGAUGUUAUUUUGAUGGAGAAGGGGUUGAGUGUAACAAAAAGAAAGCAUUUAAGUGGUUUAAAAGAAGUGCAAAAAAAGGUAUUGUUAGUGGACAGUUUAACUGUUCAAAUUGUUAUUAUUAUGGAGAUGGAACCCAAAGAAAUAUUGAUAAAGCAAUGUACUGGAGUAAACUUGCUUCUAUAAAUGGACAUGCAAGAGCUUUUAUUAUAUAUGGGAAAUGUUUGUUGUAUUAUUAUCAAUUUGAAGAAGCAAGAAGUGUAUUUGAAGAAGCAUUAAGUUUAAAUAUUAAAGAACCAUAUUGGUAUCUUGGACUAUUAUAUGAGUAUGGAGCUGGUGGUAUCCAAAACCCAAAACUUGCAUUGAAAUAUUAUCAGAAUGGAGCAAGUGAGUUAAAUUGUUGUAAAGAAAAAAUUGCAUUAACUUUGUUCCAUAAAGAAAAGAAAUUACAUUAUUUAAAAGAUAUUAAGAAAAGAAGUUCAUUAGUAGAUCAAAUAAUUGGAAAAGAGUUAAUAGAUGGACCAAUUGAUUUUUGUCCAAGUGAAGGAACCUUUUUAUUAUUUCAAGCUGCUAAAUGUGGAAACGAAAAUGCUUUCAAUUACUUACUUCAAACUACUGAAAUGAAAGAUGAUAAAGUUAUAGAAAUUUUAAAUGAAUUAUACUAUAAUUGUUUAAACAAAGAACAGCCAAGUCAGUAUGUUUUAGAAGAUGUAAAUUAUAAUGAAUUAUUAUAA